AUGUGGAACCAGUUGGCAUUACAGUCUGAUCAAUAUUGGAUUGGACUGACAACAACUUUAUUAUUUUGGAAGAGAUCAGGUCUGGUUAUCAGUCUUGGAGUAGCGCUGUUCCUAUUGGUGACCUCAAUCAUUGCUCUGACAAUUUUACUAGUGAAAAAUAGAAGAUAUGCAAAAGAGAUCACAUCUUUUAGAAUGAAUAAUGACAAAAAUUCAGCCAAGCAGAGGGUUACAACUGCAAAAGACACAUCUCAUCGUCAAAACUACCAUACCACCGACGACAACAAUGACCGCUUCCAAUAUUCUCAGCUAGGACCACCAAUUAACCCAGAAAUGUCCAACUCAACAUACACAUCGCUCAUUCAGAAGAAUGUGGACGAUGUUUACUAUAGUCCAAAUCUUAACCUACCACCGUACCUUUAA
Helobdella robusta is the source of this 420-nucleotide messenger RNA. RefSeq lists its product as hypothetical. The transcript is spliced from 3 exons. Lineage: Eukaryota; Metazoa; Annelida; Clitellata; Rhynchobdellida; Glossiphoniidae. Bases 1 to 420 code for a protein of 139 amino acids. The record is from RefSeq and is a predicted model, not a curated record.